This is a messenger RNA of Acyrthosiphon pisum (pea aphid), 1227 nucleotides long. Its product is annotated as alpha-tocopherol transfer protein-like. Gene Ontology annotation, cellular component: membrane. Gene Ontology annotation, molecular function: phosphatidylinositol bisphosphate binding. The transcript is spliced from 6 exons. The record is from RefSeq and is a predicted model, not a curated record. The coding region runs from base 212 to 1114 and encodes 300 amino acids. NCBI's taxonomy places the organism in Eukaryota, Metazoa, Arthropoda, Insecta, Hemiptera, Aphididae.
ACAAAACCAGACUCGUCGAGAAGGUUGGCGAGUCUAUAUAACUAUGUGGAUAGUUGGUAUAUAUAAUAUAUAAGUGAAUGUUUUUAAAACAUUACAUGCCGCCUACUACUACAGCUGCAGUGUUCGACUUGAUACGUUGUUUGAUCUGCUACUUUGGCCAUUUAAAAAAUAAAACGUAAAUUUUACAUAAUAUAAUAUAUUCAUAUACAAUAUGUAUCUCAUACCACCGAACGAGACGCAAAUCGCACACAUAAAGAAUGAAGAUUUCUAUCAACCGUUACACAGACUCGAAGAAGAUGUCACUCGGCUCAUGGAAUGGUUGACUAAACAACCACACUUACCUAAUAUUACUGAUAGAACAUGGUUAGCGCAUUUUAUAACUGGAUGCAAGUAUAAUUUGCAAAGAUCAAAGCAAGUUAUUGAUUCAUAUUUUGUAGCACGGGCAGAAUAUCCAGAAUUUUUUGGCUCUUUUACUAGAGAACAGCUAAAAGAAGCUAAUAAACAAGGAUCUGUAUGUUUGUUCCCGAAACUGACGCCGGAGGGUAACCGAAUUUUCUGUACCACGACCCGUCAAUCGUCGGACGAUGAAAAAUACGACGUCAUGGUGUUUUGUCAAGUGUCUAUUGCCAUUAUGGACUUGCAGCUCAAAUUGGAGCCCAUGUAUGGCAACAUUAUUCUGUACGACCUGAAACACAUCCGACUGGCUCAAUUCAUGGCUUUCACGCCCACCUUAACAAAAAAUCUGUUAAGAUGUUGUAUUGAUUCAUUCCCGCUGCGAGUAAAAACUGUCCACUACAUUAACCCGCCCAAGUUCAUGAGUCGCCUUAUCGCGUUCUUCAAGCUAUUUGUCUCAAACAAAAUCAGAGACAGAAUAUUUGUACACGAUUCACUGGAAGAUUUGUACCAGUACAUUCCAAAAGACGUAUUGCCAGACUUAUACGGUGGCACUGGUGGAAAUCUGGAAAAAUAUGAAGAGGAUAUGUUGGAACUUUUGAUGGCUAACAAAGAAUGGUUGGAAGCACGACCAAAAGCCGACUUGUCAAGACGACCAGAACAUACAAAAGCAGAUGAAUUGGACAUGAAUGGUACAUUCAAACAAUUACAGAUUGACUGAAUUUUCACUCUAAAACAUAUUGGUUAGGAAUAUAAUAGAAUAAUAGAUAGUGAUUAUUAAUAUUAUUCGUAAUUUAUUAUAAAUAUACAAUAUAGUCUUUAAUAUAAAUGUUA